This is a messenger RNA of Octodon degus (degu), 1056 nucleotides long. Its product is annotated as importin subunit alpha-1. Gene Ontology annotation, molecular function: nuclear import signal receptor activity; protein binding. NCBI's taxonomy places the organism in Eukaryota, Metazoa, Chordata, Mammalia, Rodentia, Octodontidae. The transcript is spliced from 8 exons. Gene Ontology annotation, biological process: NLS-bearing protein import into nucleus. Bases 151 to 1056 code for a protein of 301 amino acids. Gene Ontology annotation, cellular component: nucleus. The record is from RefSeq and is a predicted model, not a curated record.
UUCUGGGCGACGGCUUAGCGAGUAUGAGAGGCGCAGCUGGUGUCCUCCAGAUUGAGCGCAUUAACCGAGAGUCCUCGGCGAGGAGUGAGCGAGCCGCCCGGGGAGCAGCAGCGGCGUUGUGUCUGAGCUUUCUCUUUGUGUCUCGUAACCAUGUCCACCAACGAGAAUGCUAAUGCUAAUUCGCCAGCUGCCCGACUGAACAGAUUCAAGAACAAGGGAAAAGACAGUACAGAAAUGAGGCGGCGGCGAAUAGAAGUUAACGUGGAGCUGAGGAAAGCUAAGAAGGAUGACCAGAUGCUGAAAAGGAGAAAUGUAAGCUCGUUUCCUGAUGAUGCUACUUCACCAUUGCAGGAAAACCGAAACAACCAGGGCACUGUGAAUUGGACUGUAGAUGACAUUGUCAAAGGCAUAACCAGCAAUAAUCUGGAAAGCCAGCUACAAGCUACUCAAGCUGCUAGAAGUGACUGUAGUCCCAUCCAGUUUGAGUCUGCUUGGGCACUCACUAACAUUGCUUCUGGGUCGUCAGAGCAGACCAAGGCUGUGGUGGACGGAGGGGUCAUCCUGGCUCUCAUUUCCCUCUUGGUGUCUCCCCAUGCUCAUGUCAGUGAGCAGGCUGUCUGGGCACUGGGAAACAUUGCAGGUGAUGGUUCAGUUUUCCGAGACUUGGUUAUCAAAUAUGGUGCAAUUGACCCACUCUUGGCUCUUCUUGCAGUCCCGGAUAUGUCAUCUUUAGCAGCGGACUUUAAGACCCAAAAGGAAGCCGUGUGGGCUGUGACCAACUACACAAGCGGUGGGACAGUGGAGCAGAUUGUGUACCUUGUUCAUUGUGGCAUAAUAGAACCACUGAUGAACCUCUUAACUGUGAAAGAUACGAAAAUUGUCCUUGUUAUUCUGGAUGCUAUUACAAAUAUCUUUCAGGCUGCUGAGAAACUAGGUGAAACUGAGAAGCUUAGUAUAAUGAUUGAAGAAUGUGGAGGCUUGGACAAGAUUGAACUGUCGGGUGUGCAGCCCAGUGAAGCCAAUGGCCUGCGGCUGGGCCCCGGGAAACUGAGCUAA